This is a messenger RNA of Pocillopora verrucosa, 2326 nucleotides long. The record is from RefSeq and is a predicted model, not a curated record. NCBI's taxonomy places the organism in Eukaryota, Metazoa, Cnidaria, Anthozoa, Scleractinia, Pocilloporidae.
CGGGUUUUACAAAAUGAGUAAUGGAAAUAUUGUAGCAAAACUUGCUCUACGAGAAACAAGAGGAUGUUUGCAGCCGCAUUUACGCGGAAACCGAACUCGUUUCUUCAAGAAAUGCCCUGAACGGUUUUGCAUUCCGUUGGACAGCAUACUAGAUGUGAAUGGUGUUAUCAGAAAAGGACAUGUCAUUCUUGGUUUUACCAAGAAUGGCAGAUACUUGAUUUCAUAUUGUCUUCAAAUUGACAACAAUGACACCAGUCCAAUGCCGAGGUAUAUUUACUCUCUUCAUUGGUGGGAGUUCAAUUUAGGGAAACCAGUGGUUCAGGUUUUUUCAGUGGCAUUGUUUCAUGGGGAGGAAAUACAUGAAGAUUUACAUUUAAUGGUCACUCAGAGCCCAGAUGAGUCACAUGUUGUAGUUUAUGGUGAAGUACGCUCUUCAAGAGGAGAUCAGAGUCAUCAGUGUUACGUUACAGUUUGUGCUGGACCUACCUGGAACCCAUGUGCGAUUUGCAAGAACUUGUCUCUUGGUGAAAGAACAGAGCUAUGUUUGAAACAUUCUUUUGUGGUUCACUUUAAAUAUGAUCUUUUACAUCCUUUCCCCUUAUUUAACCCUUCCAUAAAUCUGAAGAUUAAAGAUACAGUCCUCUUCAACACUGGAGACUUCUUGAUGGCAUUAAAACUGUUAACUUCCAAGAGCACAAUAAAGAAUACACAGGAGCUUCACAAGAUUUUAUUUCCCCAUGGAAAAUAUUGUGCUUCAAAGUUGUGCACUCCAGUACCUAAUGGUAGUAUACAGGAUAAUUCAGACACUAACAGUGAUAGUGGAGAAGAUUGCAAGUCAUGUUUGGCUUCAAGGGAACUGCAUGUUGGUAUACAGUCUGCUAAAGACACAAAAGUGAGUUGUAAUCAAAAAGAUGACUUCACAGCAAGCUCUGGAACAAAUCUUGGUGCAAAUUCAAGUUCAGAUGCCAAAGCUGAUGUAAUGAACUCAAAUUGUACCUUGCACAAUGAUGUCAAAAGGAGCAAGAUUGUAUCUGCCUUUGCUAAUGAGCUGGAUCAAAUACAUAGUGAGCAGAUUAAAGUCCAUGAAGGCAAAGAUUUUUCGCCAACACAGUGUACCAUGAAUGUGAGAAAUUGUCAUGACUUGUGCUACAAAGGACUUUGUGCUCAAGGGGAUUGUGUUGGUAAAGGAAGUAACCAAGUAAAGUGUAAUAAGUCUUAUGCUGGUAAUUCAUCUUUUGACUCAACUCAAUGUUUGGGAAACACAUGUAAUGUGAAUUCAUUUCAAAGCUUGGAUGCGACAGAGGGUUCAAGUACAUGUGCUAACAUUUCUGGUGAUUCAUCAAGUAUCAGUCAUGUCUCCAAAGAUAAGUCUGAUAAAGCACAUUGUGACUUUGCUUGCUCACAUUGCUACAGUUCUUAUGAGUACAAUAACGUUACAGCUGCACCAGUUGUAAACAACAACAAUCUGACCUCAUCUGUUUUCAAAUUGUAUGAAGAAACUAGCAAUGAUUCUAGCUAUGAUGAACUUCCUGAUCUGGCAAAUGAGUUUGACAUGUAUGAUGGCUCCCUGUCACUUACAGUUGAAAAACGAUGUGGUAGUGCCCCCUUAAAACAAGUGGCUAAAAUAAACCAAAGCAACCCAAAUGCAGAAAUGUUUUCAAUCCUCAAAAAAACUCUUGGAAGUAAUAAGCAAGGGAUGGCUAUUCAGCAAACAACACUUGACUUAGAGCAAUGCAUCAGUGAAUUAAUCCAGGCUCAUGAAGAUCUACGGCAAAGCUAUAAGUCCCUGAAGGACUAUGAUGUCCAGGUGAUCACUGCAUGUCCGGACAGUGGAGAAGUGAUCACACUUGCCAGGCUGCUGGUGUUCACACGCGUUAAGCAACAAUCAGCGACCUGUGGUCUGUCUGUUAGUCCAAGCCCUGUAUUACAGAAGGUAGGAUUCAUAUUUUCCUGGAAUGUAUGGAGUGGUGACGUGAAGAUUCUUCAAACUCUUGGACUGGAAACCUGCCCUGAGCGAACUCGAUAUACCAAGUUUAACAUGGCCGCUAAAGAAGCUUGUGAGCUUCGUGCGAAAUUUUCCAUCCCUCAAAGCAUUCCUUCGAUUGUGCAGGCGUUUUCUAAUCACACUGUAUUUACUGGAAAGUCUCUGAAGUAUCUCAGGCAUCCAUUCCUUCCACUGGUUUUGGUGCUGUGAAAUGUUGAGUUUGUCUUCGCCUUUUGUUUGGUAGAAAAGCAAUGGGAUAUUGUAAAAUAAUGGACUUUAUAAUGGUGCCUCCUUGGUGAGUUAUCCGAUCUGAGGAAGAUAGCUUUCUGGAGCAUAUACGAC